ACCUCUUCUACUAAACACUGUCUAGACUCUUUUGUCUGAGACACCUUAAAAGAUUGAGUCACUGCCUUAUCGGCCAGGCCCAGACAACAAGACUGUCGACACAAGAGGAGAGAAGAAGAACAAGCCUACAAUAAAUGGCUAUGCAACCUGCCCUACAUAUUGGCCCUCCCAUGGACUUUGGCGGUCUCCCUGGAGCCGGGUAUCCUCAGCCAGGGGGUCCAGGGUCAGUCCAGUCUCAGAGCUCCUCUUCCAGCAGUCUAGGAGGAGGGACCUCCAUUGAAACUUGUACCAGCAUAGUCCACUCCUUGAUGUGCCACAGACAAGGAGGGGAGAGUGAGCAGUUUGCUAAAAGAGCAGUAGAGUCGUUGGUUAAGAAAUUAAAAGACAAAAGAGAUGAGUUGGAAUCAUUAGUGACAGCCAUUACCACCAACGGGGCUAGACCAUCAAAGUGUGUGACAAUACCAAGAACUCUUGAUGGAAGACUUCAAGUGGCUGGUCGUAAAGGGUUUCCUCAUGUGAUAUAUGCUAAGAUUUGGCGUUGGCCUGACCUACACAAGAAUGAGUUGAGACACGCCCAGUUCUGUCAGUACGCCUUUGACCUCAAGUGUGAGAGUGUCUGUGUGAACCCGUACCACUAUGAAAGGGUUGUCUCUCAGGGUCCAAGUUCUUCAGAUAUUGUUGGUUCUAAUGUUGUUCAUCACAUCACCUCUCCACCUUUAUUACUAAACCAGGAAUCAAUGGAGGAAUCACCUGGUCCAGAUGCUCAGUCCCAAUCAGGAGGUGGUGGAUAUAUGAAUACACAGGACAUGAUGGCAGCUGCUGCUAGUCAGCAACAGGAAUACAUGGAUACUCAACUCUCUCAUGUCCAGGCUUUAAGAGGGUUAGGUGGAUGGGGUCUGCCUGGGGCUUCCCCGUACAAUUCAAUGACCAAUCAGAUUGACCCAGCACUCCAAAUGAACCAACCUCCGCAAUAUUAUAAUCCUGGUAGUUAUGUCCCUCCAGUUCCACAAGCAGUAGCCCCUCCCCCUGCCCCGCCUACUAGUAAUUCUGUUACUAAUAAUAGCUAUACCCCAUCACCGUUACUGAAACUACCUCAUACCAUGACUCCUGAUUUUUGGUGUAAGAUAUCAUAUUAUGAAAUGGAUGCUCCAGUGGGUGAGUGCUUCAAGGUCCCCGCUAGUCUGACCUCAGUCUCAGUGGACGGGUUUGUUGAUCCUUCAGGAGGUGACAGGUUCUGCCUCGGGCGUUUAUCCAAUGUCCACAGAACAGAAGCUAGUGAAAGGGCCAGGCUCCAUAUUGGGAAAGGUAUAAUUAUUGAGGAGAAGAAUGAGACUGAGGUUUGGAUCAGGUGUGUCAGUGAGCAUUCGGUCUUUGUUCAGUCCUAUUAUCUCGACUAUCAAGCUGGACGAGCACUAGGAGACGCUGUCCAUAAGAUAUACCCUAAAGCUUAUAUAAAGGUGUUUGAUUUGCGCCAUUGUUAUGAGGAGAUGCAGAAACAAGCUCAUGAAGCUUGUCUUGCAGUAGCCAACCAAACAGCAGCAGUAAGAGGUGGUUCCUUACCAACAGCAAGGAUAGAUCCUAAUCUGGCAAGAAGUAUUGGUGUUGAUGACUUAAGACGAUUAUGCAUCUUAAGACUGAGUUUUGUGAAAGGUUGGGGCCCAGACUACAGGAGACAGAGCAUCAAAGAGACUCCGUGUUGGGUUGAGAUUCAUCUAAACCGUGCCCUCCAGCUCCUGGACUCUGUCCUAACCCAACUACCCUCUGAGUCACAAAUACAGGAUUCAGUCGUUGGACAGAAUCCUCAGUUCUCGUCUUAAUUGACUCCGCCCUCUCUCUUUAUUAAUUAUGAAUAAUGUAUUGAGUUAGACUUACUAAUGUCAUUAUGUCCUGUUCUAUUAAUAGUAACAGUGUCUAUUAAUAGUAACGUAUUAAUCGUUAUAUUAUUAAUUCACGUCAGCAACUCAUCUAUUAUCUUUCUAUUAUUAUAAUUUUUGUUAUUGAUUUUUUUCUGGAAAUAAAAUGAA
Molecule: messenger RNA, 2024 nt
Organism: Amphimedon queenslandica
Lineage: Eukaryota; Metazoa; Porifera; Demospongiae; Haplosclerida; Niphatidae
Product: mothers against decapentaplegic homolog 4-like
Exons: 12
Coding region: 135-1817 (560 amino acids)
Biological process (GO): regulation of transcription by RNA polymerase II; SMAD protein signal transduction; cell differentiation
Cellular component (GO): heteromeric SMAD protein complex
Molecular function (GO): DNA-binding transcription factor activity, RNA polymerase II-specific; I-SMAD binding; RNA polymerase II cis-regulatory region sequence-specific DNA binding
Source: RefSeq, a predicted model, not a curated record